Messenger RNA from Podospora pseudopauciseta, 867 nucleotides. It is a transcript of the gene RPL37B, whose product is annotated as 60S ribosomal protein L37B. Bases 190 to 474 code for a protein of 94 amino acids. Gene Ontology annotation, cellular component: ribosome; cytosolic large ribosomal subunit. Gene Ontology annotation, biological process: translation. Gene Ontology annotation, molecular function: RNA binding; structural constituent of ribosome. The transcript has 5 exons. NCBI's taxonomy places the organism in Eukaryota, Fungi, Ascomycota, Sordariomycetes, Sordariales, Podosporaceae. The record is from RefSeq and is a predicted model, not a curated record.
CUAACCAGGAAAACGCUUGGCCACACAGAUUCCCAAAAUUUCGCGACCCCGGAACCGCGAGAGAUUCUGCAACCCAUCACAAAGCUCCCUCUUGUCGACGACGACGCAGGUACGUUUAAUCGACCGAGAAGUAGCUUUCUCCCCAAUUCUCAAUUCUAACUCGGCAAUUUUUCCAGAUCCACCGCCAAAAUGACGAAGGGUACCUCCAGCUUUGGCAAGCGCCACAACAAGACCCACGGGAUCUGCAGACGCUGCGGUCGCCGUUCUAUGCACAACCAGAAGCACACCUGCGCUUCGUGCGGCUACCCCGCUGCUAAGACCCGCAAGUACAACUGGUCCGAGAAGGCUAAGCGCAGAAAGGUUACCGGCACCGGCCGCAUGAGAUACCUCAGCACCGUCUCCAGAAAGUUCAAGAACGGCUUCCAGACUGGUGUCCCCAAGGGCUCGCGGGGUCCCAACACCGCUUCCGAGUAAGCAGGUCGUCUUCGGGCAUUGAUGGGCUGGAACAUGGAUGACGGGACGGGUCGUUUUUGGCGAGCGGUGUAAACGGGCGCUGGGAUUCACAAAUUUAUUCCGGACGGGGAAACCAUGCUCGCGGUUUUUAUGCUUUGCUGCUUUCAGUCAUCACAAAUGGUAUGCAUCUCGGCGGGCAAAUUGGGGUCAUAAAACCACAGAACACAAAAAUCGCGAAUGCACUCGCGACGAACCAACUACCAUCCAGACCAGUUUAUCCAUGGGCACGAGAGUCAAGCAAAAAAAAGUGAUGAAACAGCAUCAAGGGCAGACGGUUUUAUGAAAGGCGUGAAGGUGUUUGUUAUUACUGGGACAGCCCAGCAGACGCUCCCAAGAGUCAGGCGCAAAGGGGUU